AUGCUUUCCUUCUCUUCUAUUGUUGGGCUGGCUGUUACAGGGUCUGUUGCCUUUGUAAUAUGGAAAGCGUAUCCUAAACCAAUUGCUGGUGUCCCUUACCACAAGAAGUCGGCGCGGUCCAUCUUGGGAGAUAUACCUCGCCUUUCGCAGAGCUUGAAAAAGACUCAGGAUUUUGUCAAGUACAUUGUUGAUGAAGCAGAAGUAUUUCAAGGACCCAUCUUUCAGCUAUUCCUCAGUCCCUUCUCCUCCCCAACAAUUGUUAUUGUCGACUAUGAAGAGACUCGCGACAUCAUGUUGCACCGUACUGGGGAGUUCGACCGCAGUAAACGCGUCCAGGAAGUUUUCCGGCCUAUUAUAGGAACAAAUCAGUUUGUCUUGGACUCGGGUGAGACUUGGAAGCUCCAUCGACGACUUGUACAAGACACGAUGUCUCCUGCGUUCUUACGAGACGUGGCUGCGCCGAGUUUGUACAAGGCUUUCCAGGUCUUGGUUGAUCUUUGGGAUAGAAAAAUCGCGUUAGCUUCCGGAAGACCAUUCCCAGUCGGCGAGGACAUUUCAGCUGCAACCUUAGAUGGCGUCCUCGCAUUUACCUUUGGUAGCAACCUGUCCAACACUGCCACUAUGCCCCGACUCGAGGCCCUGACCAGCUUGGACCCAAAAAGCUGGGUUGAGUCUCUUCACCAAGAUGCCCCCGUUGAUUUUCCCACAAACAGAACUCAUCCCAGCAUCGAAGCCGUGGGUGGCAUCUCUCACUAUCUGGCCAAAGUGUCCGAAUAUCCAGUGCCAAACAUGGCGUGGUGGUUCUUUAAACGCACUUCACAUUUUCAGCAACAGUCCAAACUGAAAAAAGAAUUUAUUCAUUCGAAGAUUGAAAAAUCUAUUCAUGCUACGGCUGGUAAAGCAGACGGCACCACAGUGCUUCGAAACGCCGUCGAUUUGGUUAUCGAUCGAGAACGUCGACUCUCCGAGCGAUACGGUAAAACCCCAGACUAUUUCUCGGACGCAGUAGUGGAUGAGCUUUUUGGUUUUACUCUUGCCGGUCACGAAACUACGAGUACCACGAUGGCAUGGGUUAUGAAAAUCUUAACCAGCCAUCCCUCGAUCCAGCUUAAACUACGACGACUGCUGUAG
Molecule: messenger RNA, 1131 nt
Organism: [Torrubiella] hemipterigena
Lineage: Eukaryota; Fungi; Ascomycota; Sordariomycetes; Hypocreales; Clavicipitaceae
Source: the annotation of a GenBank genome assembly